AUGGAAAACGAAUAAAUCAAUUAAAUGCAAAUAUCGCAAGAAGCUAAAGAGGAAAAGGUUAUAAAAGAUUUACUUUAGAAGAAUAAGUAUGAAUACCAAAAGGUAUUAGUAAAAGGAGAUUUCUCUAUUAUUGUUAUGGCAUAUUCUUACAGAUUACAGUAAUAAGUAGCAAUCAAGAUUAUUUAAAGACUUAAGUAACAAAAUAAAGCUUAUUUACAAGAAUUUUACAAAGAAAUCUAGGUUAUUUAAGUCUUCGAAAAUAAAAAAUAUGCAUUAUAAAUCAUAGAAACAAUUUAAGAUAAGAGAUAAAAGUUUAUUGGAAUAGUUGCAGAGAUUUGUUAAUGCAAUUUAGCUACUAUCCUUGACUUAAAUACCCUUAGCUUUGAACAAGUCUUAGCAUUAACAUAUCAAUUGUUGCACUGUUUACUCUUGUUUUAGAAAUACGACACUAUUCAUAGUGAUAUUAAGCAUGAAAGCAUUUUAUAUAGCAAGUCUAAGAAUCAAUUCAAGAUAGCCAAUUACGGAUUAUCUAAAAUAAAAUCUAACCCUUUUUAUGAAAAAAUCUAAACAUUCGAUGAUGGCAAAUUAUGCUAUAGGUCACCUGAAGUUAUUAAUGGAUUAAAGAUAUAAUUCAAUAUUUCUGUAGAUAUAUACUCAAUAGGAUUACUUUUAACUGAAGCUUUUAUAUAAAGAAAACUUACAAAAGCUGAGUUGGAUGAUUUGAAGGAAAAAGAUUUACUAUCUGUAUUGCAAUUUUUACAUAACUCUGAGCAAAUAUAAUUUAUCUAAAAAAUACUUUCUAAAAUGGUAAACCCAAAUCAGAAUUAAAGACUACAACCUUUAAAUCUUAUCAAAAACUUAAAUGCUUUGUAUAAUAUAAAUGAGGAUUGUCUAAGAGAAUUGAAAUACAAAUCUUCUAAGCUGAAAAAUCUUUCUUUAGAUUAUAUUUAAGAUAUUGUUGAAGCAGUAAAUUACGACAGUUUACAAAUAAAUUUGGUCAAAAAAAAGUAUGGUUUAUAUAUUGAAGAUAUUAGAGGAAUGCCGUUUUAUAAUAAGUUAAUUAAAUGCUAAAAUAUUAUUUCUUUGACACUAAUCAUGAUUAGCGUUAUAGAUUUAGAUGCAAAAAGUCUUGGAUUAAGCUUGCAAAAAUGUCAAAAUAUUGAAAAAUUAAAGCUUCAAUUAUCUGGUUGCAAACUUGAUGAUGAAGGAGUCAAGAGUAUUGGAAUGGGUUUUGAAAAUUCUCCAAAUCUUACUUCAUUGCAUCUUGAUUUAUCUUCUCACGAUAUUAGAAUAUAAGGAAUAAAAAAUAUUGCUUAAAGCUUAUAAAAGUGUCAAAAUAUUUCUGAUUUAGAUUUUUCUUUAGCUUCCUAUAAAAUUGGCAUUAAAUAAAAAAAAGAAGGUAAUAAAAUAAUUGUAAAGAGCUUAGAAAAACUUUAAAAGAUAACUUCUUUAAGUCUAUCUUCUUUAUGCUUAGAAUUUUUAGAAGGAAUAGAAAAUAUUAGAAUCUAUUUAGAAAAUCAUUUAUAAUUGUCUAAAUUAAAUUUAAAUCUUUGUGGUGUUAGAAUGGAAACGGAAUUGUUUAAAAAUCUACUAAAAACAUUAUCAAAAUUUCAAAAUUUAACUUCUUUGAGCUUGGAUAUGAAUUUCAAUUAAUUUCUUAAAAGUGAAGCAAAUGAUGUUAUUCUCAUUAAUAAGAGUAUCACUUAUUUAAAUCUUAAAAUAUAUUCUGACAUAUUUGGUCUAAAUGAAGCUAAAUUUAUUGGAAUGUGUCUAGAGAAUUGUUAAAAUAUCACUCAUUUGUGCCUCAGUGUUUCUCAUUCAAAGGUCGACUUAGAAUAAAUGAAUAUUCUUAGCAUAUCUUUAGCGAGGUUAUUAUAAUGA
Molecule: messenger RNA, 1881 nt
Organism: Tetrahymena thermophila SB210
Lineage: Eukaryota; Ciliophora; Oligohymenophorea; Hymenostomatida; Tetrahymenidae
Product: kinase domain protein
Exons: 2
Biological process (GO): peptidyl-threonine phosphorylation; peptidyl-serine phosphorylation
Molecular function (GO): protein serine/threonine kinase activity; ATP binding
Source: RefSeq, a predicted model, not a curated record